Molecule: messenger RNA, 1908 nt
Organism: Dioscorea cayenensis subsp. rotundata (Guinea yam)
Lineage: Eukaryota; Viridiplantae; Streptophyta; Magnoliopsida; Dioscoreales; Dioscoreaceae
Product: pentatricopeptide repeat-containing protein At4g13650-like
Exons: 2
Coding region: 1-1908 (635 amino acids)
Biological process (GO): RNA modification
Molecular function (GO): protein binding; RNA binding
Source: RefSeq, a predicted model, not a curated record
AUGGCACCCACUCGAUCACCAUUGGCAAACCUCCCAGAAAAGCUCUCAUCUUACCUCAAGCUUCUCCAUUUAGACACCAGAUCCAUCCAUGGCCUCUCCCUCAAGCUCGGAUGCCUUUCCUCCACCUUCCUCUGCAACAACUUGCUCCAUUCCUACUCUUCAAUCCCAUCUCUCUUUGAUGCCCACAAGCUGCUUGAUGAAAUUCCCCAUCCAAACAUUGUCUCCUUUUCUGCUCUAAUUUCAGGCUACGCUCGGAUUGGUAAUCUGAAACAUGCAAUGAAUUUGUUUAAGCGUUUGCAAUGUAGCAUAAUUCCUAAUAAAUUCACAUUUGGAGGCAUUAUCUCGGGUUGUGCUCAAACGAGAGAUUUUCUUCUUGGAGUUCAAGUGCAUUGUGGUAUGAUUAAGUCUGGAGUUGAAUCUGAUGCGUUUGUGCAAAGUUUGCUGAUUGAUAUGUAUGGAAAGUGUGGGAUGGUUGAUUGGGCAUUCAAAGUGGACAUGGUUUGCAGUGGUGUUCAGCCUGUGAUUAUGACAUUUGCUAGUCUUGUCAAGGUUUUUGAUGACCCAACAAAGCUCAACCAGGCAAAACAAACUCAUGGUUUCAUAGUGAAACUUGGGAUUGAAGUAGAUGACCGGCUAGGUAGCACGAUGAUUGCAAUGUAUGGGCGCUGUGGAGGCAUUAACGAGGUGAUCAGGCUAUCUGAUAGAUUGAAGCAUGAUGUUGUUUCUUUAACUUCGCUGCUUGCUGCUUACAUGCAUAAUGGUUUUGCUGUGGAAGCAAUCGGUAUUUUUCGCCGGAUGGUAUCAGAGAAGAUGGUUAUCGAUCUGUUUGUUGUUGCAAGUGUUAUCAAGGCUUGUUCUAAUUUCCAACAACUAAGAUUAGGAAAAGAAGUUCAUGGUUAUGCCGUGAAAAAUGGUUUCAUGUAUGAUGUAUCAGUUAGCAAUGCAGUGCUUACACUCUAUGGAAGAUGUGGUGCAAUUAGAGAGUCAGAGAGAGUGUUUGAAUUGAUGCUUGAUAAAGAUACUAUCUCUUGGACUGCUUUGCUGAUGAGUUUCUGUCAAAAUGGAUAUGGAGAAAAAGCUGUGCUCUUGUUCCGGCAAAUGCUACGUGAAGCAUUAAGCACACCGAUCUUUAGUGUCACCGGAGCUGUCAGUGCUUGUUCUACAAUACCAAGUCCUCCUUUGGGACAACAAAUCCAUUCAAGAACUGUGAAAUUAGGUAUCGAUGAGGACAUUUCUGUAGAGAAUUCUCUGAUAACAAUGUAUGCCAAGUGCGGAAGUAUCGAGAACGCGACAAAAGUGUUUGAUUCGAUGCAAAGAAGAGACACUGUUUCAUGGAAUGCACUGAUAAAUGGUUUUUCACACCAUGGAUUUGAGAAAGAGGCUCUUAAAGCAUUUGAUCAAAUGCAGGAGAAAGGCAUUCAGCCUGAUGACUUAACUUUCGUCGGGAUUCUUGUUUCUUGCAGUCGUGCCGGUCUAGUCACUGAGGGCUGUGAGUACUUCAAUUUAAUGAGUACAGCCUACCGAUUGAUGCCGAAAAAGGAGCAUUAUGCUUGCAUGGUUGAUCUAUUCGGUCGUGCAGGAAUGGUUGAGGAUGCUAUAGAAUUUAUUCAUGCUAUGCCUUGCGAACCAGACCAGCUAGUUUGGGAACCAUUGCUCGCAUCAUGCAAGGUGCAUGGAAAUGUAGAGUUAGCAAAGCUUGCAGCAAUGAAAAUACUUAAGAUAAAGCCUGAUGAACCUUCAGUGUAUGUUACCCUUUCAAGCGUGCAUGCUUCAGAUGGAAUCUGGGAUGAAAAGGCUCGUGUUCGAGACAUUAUGAGCGAAUAUGGAGUGCACAAGAUGCCUGGUCGAAGUUGGAUCGAGUUUCCAGUGUCGAAUGAGAAUGAACUUGAAAUUUUGCAAGCAUUGUAA